AUGGCUACUACUCGAGCUUCCUACUCGUAUAAUACAUUAUACAAAAACAAUGUUGAUCAAUAUUCAACGUACCGAACACCCGAUAAUAGAACGACUGUGCCGAAUGACAAAGUUGACUGGAAUACUGCAUGGGUUGACUAUGCUCCAACUGAAUAUACUACCGAGAAAAUAUUGCAGAAUAAAAAAGCAGAUCCAUCCGACGCGACCCAAAUUGACAAUUUUAAUUCUGUGGGAGAAAGAAUAGAUCGAACAAGUUCCACUGGAACUUAUCAAUUUGAUGACAGAAACCGCCCGAGAAAUCCGAUGGGUCGAACGGGUCUAACUGGAAGAGGCAGGCUCUAUUUCUGGGGACCAAAUCAUGCUGGUGAUCCAAUUGUAACAAGAUGGUGUCGCGAUGCACAGAAAAAUAUUAUAUGGCGUCAAGAUGAAAGUGGAUGGUUUAAAAAAGUGUUAGAAGUUGUCACAAUUCAGAGAAGGGAUAACCAAGAGCUUGCUCUGCCUGGUGGAAUGGUUGAUCCAGGAGAGAAAGCAUUCAGUACUCUAAUAAGAGAAUUCAAGGAAGAAGCAAUGAAUUCAUUAGAAAUAAAGGAUAUAUCAAAAAGUUCUGCUAAUUGUAUUGAAAAGUUAUUUGAGAAAGGAAGACAGAUAAGUUAUGUAGAUGAUCCAAGAAAUACUGACAAUGCGUGGAUGGAGUCGACCGCUUGGCACUUUCAUGAUGAAACUGGAGAAUUAACUAGAGAUUUGAAGCUGUCAGCGGGAGAUGAUGCAACAAAAGCUAUGUGGACUCCCGUUGAUCGUCAUCUAAAACUGUAUGCUUCUCAUUCUAAGUUUCUUGAAAUUGUCGUUAAUCGAUUACAUGCUUAUUGGUGA
This is a messenger RNA of Didymodactylos carnosus, 870 nucleotides long. NCBI's taxonomy places the organism in Eukaryota, Metazoa, Rotifera, Eurotatoria, Philodinida, Philodinidae. The record is from the annotation of a GenBank genome assembly.